Molecule: messenger RNA, 1523 nt
Organism: Rubroshorea leprosula
Lineage: Eukaryota; Viridiplantae; Streptophyta; Magnoliopsida; Malvales; Dipterocarpaceae
Source: the annotation of a GenBank genome assembly
AAGCAGGAUAUUGAAUCCUCCGAUCAUUUAAGGACAGAGUUGACUUUAAUGUGGGGGAAUAGAAGUGAGAUGAAGGCAAACGGAGACGUACAGGAGAGGAAAAGAAAUACGGGGUUUCCUGGUGAUAUUUCUUGUGAGAAUUUAGGAAUACAAGAUAUCACUUUAAGAAAAGAAAUUUGGAGAAAUACAAAUAUAAUAGUAAACUGUGCUGCAACAACUAACUUUGAUGAAAGAUAUGAUGUUGCAUUCGCUAUCAAUACAAUGGGAGCUCUAAAUGUCUUAAACUUUGCAAAGUUAUGUCCAGCAGUAAAGAUGCUUCUCCAUGUUUCAACAGCUUAUGUGUGUGGUGAAGGAACUGGACACAUCAUGGAAGAACCAUUUUGCAUGGGUAAGAGUCUUAAUGGGACGUAUAAAUUAGACAUUGACAGUGAAAAGGAAUUGGUGGAUGAGAAAAUGAAGGAACUCCUUGUUGAUGGCAGAAGAGAAGGAAUUGCAUUUGCCAUGAAGGAGUUGGGCAUGGAAAGAGCAAAAUUUUAUGGAUGGCCAAACACAUAUGUAUUUACAAAGGCAAUGGGAGAGAUGCUUAUCGGCCAAUUCAAAGAUAACUUGCCAGUUGUUAUCAUACGCCCUACCAUGGUUACGAGUACUUUUAAAAAACCAUUUCCUGGUUGGAUUGAAGGUUUCAAAACAAUUGACAGCGUACUGGCUAGUUAUGGCAAAGGAAAAUUGAAAUGUUUCCUUGCCAGUCCUGAGUUAGUCCUUGAUGUGAUACCAGCAGAUAUGGUGGCAAAUGCAAUGAUUGUGUCCAUGGUAGCACAUCCAUAUCAACCCUGUGAUCGGAUAAUUUAUCAUAUUGGCUCCUCACUCAGAAAUCCUUUGAAAUUCUCCAGUCUUCGCGAUUUCACCACUCGUUACUUCACCAAAAAUCCAUGGAUUAAUAAAAAUGGGAAGCUUGUCAAGACUGGCAAGGUUACUAUGCUGAGCAGCAUGCCUACUUUUCUCUGUUACAUGAGAAUUCGAUUUCUUCUGCCAUUAAAGGGUCUAUAUUGGUUGGAUGCAAUUUUUUGUCAACAUUUUAAGAGAGUUUAUAUGGAUCUUGAUCGGAAAGUCAAAGUGGCAAUGCGAUUGGCGGAACUGUACAAACCCUAUUUAUUGUUUAAGGGCAUAUUCGAUGACAAAAAUUCAGAAAAAUUGCGAGUGGCAGCAAUGGAGAUGGGUUUAAAUGUGGAUGAGUUUGGAUUUGAUCCCAAAUGCAUUGACUGGGAAGAUUAUUUCAUCAACAUUCACCUUCCUGGCCUUGUACGAUAUGUAAUGAAACAAUAAAUUUUGCCGUUAAAUAUUUUAUAUGCUACUCUUUCUUAGUUGACAAUUGGUAUGAUGUAAUUGACUUUGAAUGUAAUGUCUUAACGAAUAAGAAGAGUUGUAUGCAUAAAAAAAAAAAGUAUUUAAUGAACUAGUUUGGGUAGUUGGUUUUAAAUUUUAUAUUUUCUAUAACAGAAUACUAAUAAAUGUUAACAGUCAGU